Molecule: messenger RNA, 486 nt
Organism: Colletotrichum fioriniae
Lineage: Eukaryota; Fungi; Ascomycota; Sordariomycetes; Glomerellales; Glomerellaceae
Source: RefSeq, a predicted model, not a curated record
AUGGCGCCGCCCGACGACGAAACGCUAGCCACAGACGCGGCUCCGGCCCCGGCCCCGAUCCUCUUCCGCGCAAACAAGAAGCGCAAAGCAGGCCUCCGCCAACGCGCCGUAUCGCCCGCCGCCGCCGACGACGACACCCCGACGGCCUCGAAACCGGACUCGACAGCAGAAAACACCACGAAAUCUGCAUCUGCCACCGAGACCACCGCCGACGAUGGCCUCGAAUCACACAUCCCCUCCGCCCUCCGUCACCGCGCUCGCAAGCGACUCAACGGCGUAGGUUUCUCCGCGCGAGGCAAAACCACCCUCGCCGCCGCUGGAGACGAUACAGACCCCAUGAUCCUAUCGUCGUCGUCAUCAUCAUCGCGCGCAUUGGUUCCCGCCCCAGCACAAACCCCAGACGACGACCCCCUCAUCGCCAAGCGCUUCGCGCCGCAGACCGGCGCAGCAGCCACAACAAUCGUCAACAAACACAUGUAUGUAUAA